CACUCCACCUUAAACUCGCAGCAGUGUACGCAUGCGCGAUCGCUUGGCUCCUCCAGCAUCCUUCGUCAGUUCCGACCCAACCUCCUCACCGCUAGUUCGCGCCAAAACGCAAACCAUUGUGCCAACUUAAAAAUCUGUGCAACAAUUUUUAAAAACAGUUGCGGGCGUGGGAACGCCCGCGCAGACGAGACGAACAAACGCGCCAACAUAUUCUCCGCGGUGAACAACUUCUUCGCUGAUUCGCCGCUGGUGAAUCAGCUCAAAGGGAUCAUGACUCGACAAACGAGCAGCAGCGGGGGCGAGCCAGGCCCUCCAGACGACUCCCGGCCUGCCAGCAGAGAGCCUCCUAACCUGGCCAUCAGCCCCUCCGAGAGCAUAUUAUCGGAGCGCUCCUGCGGCAGGGGUCAGCAACAGCGGCAGGUGUCGUUCCUGAAGCCGGCUGCGGACACCACCCUGGACAGGAAGGCUUCCAUCGUGGACGAGACCACCGGCAUCACUCGGACGCAGAUGAAAGAGUUCCGCGAGGCCUUCCGUCUCUUCGACAAGGAUGGAGACGGGACAAUCACGAAGGAGGAGCUGGGCCGCGUGAUGAGGAGUCUGGGGCAGUUCGCGAGGGUUGAGGAGUUGCACGACAUGUUGCAAGAGGUCGACAGCGAUGGCGACGGCAACGUCAGCUUCGAGGAGUUCGUCAGCAUCCUCUCCAAGUCCAUGUCAGGGGCUGGUGGCGGGACCAGCUCUGCUGAACAGGAGGAGAGGGAGCUUCGGGACGCCUUCCGCGUGUUUGACAAGCAUAAUAGGGGGUACAUAUGUGCUUCGGACCUGAGGGCCGUGCUGCAGUGCUUGGGGGAGGACUUGUCGGAGGAAGAGAUUGAAGACAUGAUAAAGGAGGUGGACUCUGAUGGUGAUGGCCGUAUUGACUUUUUGGAAUUCGUCAGAGCUCUCGGCGAGCCAGAAGACGCGUGCGACGACGAGGACGAAGACGACGCGACUGAAACCGAGAUAUCCCUCCCACGAGCGGUCGCGGCCAACUAAAUUUGAGGGUAGUUUUAGGCCCAUAUUGUAAUGACGCAGUUACACUGUGCGAGAAAUUGAUCGAGACGUAUAGUGUAAACACUCACUUCAGUUAGUUUCGUUGUGCGUCACCCAUACUUCGAUAUGCGUGCUCGUGCUUCGUCUCGGUCAAUUUUCCGCACAGUGUAACUGCGCCAUAAAACUUGACUCAAAACUCGAUUCAAACUCAGGUGUGAUUGGUUGAACAAUAGUUAAACAACUAAUACGUUUGAGUUUUCAAUCUAAUAUUCAUUGAGUCUUAAUAAUACGGGCCUAUAAACCGUUACUUUAAGCAACGAUUUUGGCGGACUACUAGGGCUUACUAACUCUAGUAUCUUUUUCAAUUCAUCAUAACUAAUUACUUGAUAAAUAAGAAAGGAUGUUCAGAUAGAUUGCCUAAUUAAUAUUUCAAACUAUUUGUCCAAAGAUAUUUAUUUCAACCGAAAACGCAAAAAAUGGGAUUUUGCAGUUGGCUUUUAAUACAGAUUCAGAACGUUUGUAACAACUCCUACAUUUUAGAUAUCUCUGAAUUGCCUAAUGAAAUAUUAUUAACUUUUUACCAGAUAUAUCUUAAACUGUAUUUUCUACAUUGAAUCAAAAAUAACCAUAGUCAUUUAAGAAAACCAAAAUACACUUUUAAAAUAAACUUUUCCAUUUCAUCUAAAAUUAUGCAGCGGACUAUAUUUCUAUGUACCUAAAUUAAUAUUUCCUUAAUUAUUGCUAAGUGUAAGUUACUAAGCUAGGAUUAAUGUAAUCAUCACGACUUUGUAUUAUUGUAU
Ostrinia furnacalis (Asian corn borer) is the source of this 1829-nucleotide messenger RNA. RefSeq names its product neo-calmodulin. The transcript has 8 exons. The coding region runs from base 271 to 1032 and encodes 253 amino acids. The record is from RefSeq and is a predicted model, not a curated record. Gene Ontology annotation, cellular component: myosin II complex. Gene Ontology annotation, molecular function: calcium ion binding. NCBI's taxonomy places the organism in Eukaryota, Metazoa, Arthropoda, Insecta, Lepidoptera, Crambidae.